GUCAAUGCUCUCACGUCGCACACACCAGCACGCUGGUGGUUCUCAGGUAAAUGUGACGUCAUACGAUACUUUUGAACUCCCUGGCAGUAAAUCCAUAAAGGUGUGUAGCCUCGUCUUAACGGCUCAGGUAGUCCUAAUAAGCCUGGACCUUAGACUGAAGUGAAAACAGAACGCCAGAGCCUGCUGGGUAUAAACAAGGAGGCCUAACAUGCGCGAAACGGUCUGAGUCAUCGAGGUCUACCUGAGUCACCCAAAUUUACCUGUCGGGCCAGGACACCGGUAUGUUCAACUCACAGCCGGCCAGACACCCGGCUCAGACGCUGUCACUGAACAGUCAGUACAUUCCGCCUUCGUAUGACUUCUCCGGCUACCAUCACUUCCCGGGAAUCGGUGACCCGUCGACAAGUGCCUGGAACCCGGUCUAUUCCCGGGAGGAGUAUCCGUACAGCUUGCCGGGGUCAAGCCCCAGUGCCGGACAGGUCAACUUCUCCUCCCCGGAGCUGAGCUGUACACCCACCGCCACUGGAGGGGGAUCGUUCACCCCGUACAACUUUAUCUCCGGACAGGAUCCCUUCAGCUCCAGGAGGAGACCGCAUGAACCCGUCAAAUCUCCCGUUUUAGGAGGGAAGACUCGCACGAAGGACAAGUACAGGGUGGUGUACACUGACCACCAAAGGCUGGAGCUGGAGAAGGAGUUUCAGCAAAACAGCUACAUCACCAUGAGGAGGAAGACCGAGCUGUCUUUAGCACUGGGCCUCUCUGAGAGACAGGUAAAGAUCUGGUUUCAGAACAGACGUGCCAAAGAGAGAAAAAUAACCAGAAAGAAGCUGCAGCAUUCUCAGCAAGCCUCCACCACUACACCUACACCACCAGUGCUCGGUGGAACCACUGACACCCACAUCAGCCCCAGCACCAGCAACAUCUUGUCUGACAAGAUAUCAGAGGAAUACUAGAUGGAUUUCAUAGGCAAGACUGAUACGGAAUAAAAUAUGUACAUAGUGUUUUCUGAGUUUACCACAGUGAAUAAUGAAUACACCAAUGAAUAAUGAAACUGAUUCACGUGAACAUGAUGUUGUAAUGCUGCACAUUCUGCCUUUCGCAAUGACAAGCACUUCACGCCUGACGCACUGAUCAUUUCUAGCGGGCAUCUGCCAGUUCCAGGACUUUAAUGUGUUAAUAUGGUUUUAAAGACAAAAAAAUCACUGGGUAACAUAUCGCCUGUAAAACUUACAUGUCCUCUUCAAGAAAUGUUUGUUAAAGCCACAGUGAAAAACCAGUUUCACAAGUUCGUUUUUCUUUAACACAAAGGAUGUUGAAAUCUGCCUGACUUUUGGUUUAUGUCUUGUGGUUGAUUUUGAGACAGCAGAUGUCCAUGUGUAGUCAAAUGUCAUUUAAAUUUAUCAGAAAUGGGGGGGGGCAGGGGGGUAACAUAAUACGUGGGAACGUAAUUUUUCACAUUUAUACUUAAAAUAUGUGUUCAUUUUAUGUAUUUAUUUCUUCUUUUUUUUAAGCAAAUGUGUUUAAAAUGACAGUGGAAUAAGAUGAUCAGCGCUUAGCCACAUCCUGAAGAAAACAGCUGCCUCAUGAAUCAUAACAUUUAUAGUCAAUGUAACACUAAAACCAUACAUUUUAAGUUGGAAAAAAGUCUCCCCUUUUUUUCUGUUCGUUUCAGACUCAUGGACCGUAUGUUUGAAAUGUUUCUGUGUGUCAAAUUUGUCACUGUACAUGUAACAAAUGUUAACAUGCCGUCUUUCCUUCCUUUUUGUCAGCCACAAAAGAGGAAGAAAAAGUAGAAACUGUAAAUUUAGUCCUGACCAGAGUCAGCAAGACAUUUCAAAAUAAACCAGUCUACCAAUA
Molecule: messenger RNA, 1857 nt
Organism: Scatophagus argus
Lineage: Eukaryota; Metazoa; Chordata; Actinopteri; Scatophagidae
Gene: cdx1a
Product: caudal type homeobox 1a
Exons: 3
Coding region: 282-953 (223 amino acids)
Biological process (GO): cell differentiation; anterior/posterior axis specification; animal organ morphogenesis
Cellular component (GO): nucleus
Molecular function (GO): DNA-binding transcription factor activity, RNA polymerase II-specific; RNA polymerase II transcription regulatory region sequence-specific DNA binding
Source: RefSeq, a predicted model, not a curated record